UUGGGCUGAUGUUGGAAUGCCUUACUGGAAUGAAGGCAGUAGAAUGAAUAGAGUACAAGUAAAGUUGAUUUGAGCAAGCGGGAAAGUGUCCCUCCAUAAUCAUUCAACAUUCAUCAAAUUUUCGAAUUUCACACAAACAUAACAUACAUACAAGAUAGAUAGAUAUAUACCACAUUUUUUCAUUCUUUCAUUCCAGUCGCUGGUGUUAGGGUUUGUUCAAAGAAAGGGAAGGAUGAGGCUCAGAGGCGACACCAUCGACGGCGACGACGAACAAGCCCGAGCGCUCCCGGAAGAGGACGAGGAUGACCCCGAACACGACACCUCUUGUCGCAGGGUCAUUCGCUCACAAUUCCUCAAACUCAAGACUCUCAUUAAUGAGAAAAGGGAUGACUUGAUCAACACCGAUUCCGACAAGUUCGAAACCAUAUUGGACCAAUUUCACAAGCUGCACGAGCAAGUUAAGAAGCCAAGAGAACAGGUUGCUGAUGCUGAGGCUCUGCUUGAUUUCACCCGCACACUCGUUGGAUCUGUCAAGUCUCUCGUCAAUGAGGGUAUCACCCCUUCUCACUUUGUUUCUUCUCUCCUCAAAUACUAUCACCAACCUUCAUUCAACUGGCAAAAACUUGGCCUUGCUGUUUCCCCCUUUUUCCCAACCGUCGUCAAUGGCUCUUCUACCAUGCUUGGUCCAAUGGAAAAUCAACUCAAGCAACGCAAAGUACCCGCCCGAGGGAAAAGAAAUGCUGGCCCUACUACAACUGCUAGGCCUCAACAGCUUGAUGAGGCCACUUUAGGAGAUGAAAAAACCGACACUGACAAAAACAUGGCAACUAUGUUUAACGUUUUGAGGAAGAUGAAACUGGUACCGCUUGAAAACCUUAUUUUGAACAGAACUUCUUUUGCUCAGACCGUGGAAAAUCUGUUUGCCCUCUCAUUCCUGGUAAAAGAUGGUCGUGCUGAGAUCAAAAUGGAUGAAAGUCACGCACACUAUGUUUCUCCUAAAAAUGCUCCAACUGCAAACUCAGUAAUGUCGAAAGAAGUUACUUACACUCAUUUCAUGUUCAGAUAUGAUUACCGAGAUUGGAAGUUAAUGAAGGAUAUCGUGCCUGAGGGGAAGGAGCUAAUGCCACAUAGGAUUCAAGUUUGCACUGAGGAUGCUCAGGAAGAGAUGGGUGGUGGCGACCAUUCCCAAGCAGCUUUGGCUGUAUCACCUAUCAGAGCUAUAACACCUAUCCGGAAGCUGAAUCGGAACCGAGGGCGGGUUGUGCAGGAGGAAAGCAUUGUUCAAGAAUCUCCUGAAUGUGAUAAGGAAAAUGAUCCUGGAGCUGCUGCUAUCCGCAGGUGCAAGCGUAAGAUCCAUCCAGAAUGAGCAGAUUAGGUACUAGAUCAACUUUGCAUUUACUGAACUAGGGAUUGUAUUUUGUUCAGCAGGUAGAGCUGAGUUUUUGUGUUGUAUAUUGGAUGUAAAUAUUUAGAUUCAUCCUAGAUCAUGCAUUUUGGAGGUUGUCAUGUAAUUGCUGCUUAGGGAGCAAGACAUAUUUGUGUUUGCAUCCACUGGUGCAAGUGCAACUCAACAGAAGAUUGUUUCAUUGCUUUUAAA
This is a messenger RNA of Lotus japonicus, 1597 nucleotides long. RefSeq names its product non-structural maintenance of chromosomes element 4 homolog A-like. The transcript has 7 exons. Gene Ontology annotation, biological process: DNA repair. NCBI's taxonomy places the organism in Eukaryota, Viridiplantae, Streptophyta, Magnoliopsida, Fabales, Fabaceae. The record is from RefSeq and is a predicted model, not a curated record. Bases 233 to 1366 code for a protein of 377 amino acids. Gene Ontology annotation, cellular component: Smc5-Smc6 complex; nucleus.